Molecule: messenger RNA, 957 nt
Organism: Entamoeba invadens IP1
Lineage: Eukaryota; Evosea; Mastigamoebida; Endamoebidae
Product: SAL2 phosphatase, putative
Exons: 1
Coding region: 1-957 (318 amino acids)
Biological process (GO): phosphatidylinositol phosphate biosynthetic process; sulfate assimilation
Molecular function (GO): 3'(2'),5'-bisphosphate nucleotidase activity
Source: RefSeq, a predicted model, not a curated record
AUGGCAUUCCAAAAGGAGUACGACUUAGCGCUGAAAAUUGUUCAAACUUCGUGUAACAUCACACAAAGUGUUUCUAAAAAGUCUUUAGAAUCGCAGACACAGAUUAAGAAUGAUAAGUCUCCAGUGACUGUUGGUGACUACUCUGUACAAGCCUAUGUGAACUAUGAGUUGUCGAAAACGUUCCCAGAUGAUAAGAUAGUUGCAGAAGAAGACACAAAAGCAAUACCAGAUGCAAUCUUUGAACAAGUCAAGGAACAUGUGAAAGAACAUGUUACUGGUCUUACUGAUGAGGAGAUUAAGAAGUCGAUCAACUUGGGAGCUUCAGAAGGUGGAAAAGGGCGUUGUUGGGUAUUAGACCCGAUUGAUGGGACUUUAGGAUUUUUGCGACGUGAGCAGUAUGCGGUCUGUUUGGGUUUCAUGGUUGAUGGGGUUCUCAAAAUUGGAGUUCUUGGAUGCCCGAACUUUGAGGGUGGUAUUAUUGUCGCUGCACAAAUUGGUUGCGGCGCAAGAGAAUACAAAGUGAGUGACCUUUCGAUAACAAAAGAGAUUCACGCGACUACAACCGACAAAACUGAAGACAUCGUUUUCUGUGAGUCCGUCGAGGCGUCGCACUCCGACCAAUCCAAGUCGAAGAAGAUCAGUGAACUAUUGAAAACUAAUAAAGAACCAUUAAGAAUAGAUUCGCAAUGCAAGUACAUGACUGUAGCUUCUGGCAGAACUGAUGUGUAUUUAAGACUUCCCCGCGACUCGAAGUAUCAAGAAAAGAUAUGGGAUCAUGCAGCUGGGUAUCUUAUAGUGAAAGAAGCUGGAGGAAAUGUCACCGAUAUCUUUGGAAGAGACUUAGACUUCACUGUUGGAAGAAGCUUAGCGCGCAACAAUGGGAUCAUAGCGACCAAUGGGAAACUCCACGAGAGAGUUGUUGCUGUAGUCAAAGAAGUCUUUGCUGAUUUUAAGUGA